UGUUGUGCGGUACCUUAGACUGUAUACACGUCUAACAGAGCAGACGACAGUAUUACUCUGAUACACACGUCGCCUUUAAUACACCUCCGCCAACAGUGUAUUGAGUGUAUACAUACAGUAAACAGUGAGUGGAGUAACACACAGCUCAGGAUUUUAUCAUUUUAUUGCUGAAGUGUUGUCCGACGUGGGUACAAGAAACGAUCCAUCAAAUUCAAUUAAUGGAUUUUAAUCAAUUCAAUAUCGGAUGCUAAUCACACGAGGAACAUAUCAGUGGGAGGAAACCGGAGUAUCCUGAGAAAACCCGUGUGGCCGCGCAGGUGCCAAUAUCUGGAAGCAUGUGAUAGGAUAUAUCAUUACCACACUAAGGAGUGUAUAAGGAAUCAGAGAGUGUAGAUCCUUACAACAACUGCCUAACAUGACCUUCACCGAACCGGAAUAAUCCAGUAAAACUUAUAGAUCGAGUAUCAGAUACUGAUAUAGUCCUGUGGUAGUUGAUACGGACGAGUGGACGGACACACAUGAAAGGACAGAUGCAAGUGCUUCCCCCGACCGUCCUGUUCCACGAUGAUCAGGAGUUCCAUGACUACAAGAUGAGAGACUACCACCGACCCUCGUUAGACAGUAUCUCAGAAAACAACGACGAUAACAAUAACGAGAACAGCAAAGAUUGUAGUAGUUCGUCGCUGGUAGGGACUCCUCUGAUCACCAUAACCGGAUGUGACGUACAUGACGAUAACGGAAACGGAAGUGCAUCAAAUAAUACGUCUCCGGUGAACAAUUUAACCGGAAGUGAUUCUGAUCUCAGUCGUUUGAAGUUAACCGCCACGAGGCUCAGACUAGGUACGAGGAGAGCUAGUUAUGUGGAAUGGCGGGAAAAAUACUUAGAUCGUCCACGGCGAAGAUCUAAACCGGAUUUAAAAUUAGAUUUCGACGAAAAUGGAAACGACAGUGAUAAACUUACAGAUGAACGAAAAGAACGAAUAAAUGACGCACUGGGAUGGCUGAGGACAGAACUGGAGGAGAUGCGGUCACAGGACCAGGCGUUGGCGAGGACGCUGCUGUCCCUACGUCACGACAUCCAUCAACUCAAGCUCCAGAGGAGCUGUGACGCUCACAAGGACAUGCUGGAGGAGAUGACACUAGAUAUGGAGGACAUGCACGAGCUACGGGAAAUUUCCGACAGCCCCUCGGACGUUCUAGAAAACCCGUUCAAACAUUUGGGAGUGACUCCAAUGAAUUUAUCCGCACGAAGAUUUUCAAUAUUUUGAUAUUUUAUUUUUCAUUUUAAUGGUUGUGAAUUAUUGUUGAAUUUUAGCUAUCAAAAUACAUUGUGUUCCACGAACUUGAUAAAUGCUAUCACAAUUGAAUCAACAGAUAGGACACACAUAUUGAAUAUAACGUUAUUAGAAUACAUAGAAUAAAAACAAGCAAACACAAAGAGUGUUAUGAUUUGCGCGUUUGCAAUGAGAAUAAGAACACAUACUGAAGUGCCUGUACACAAUUAGUGAUCACGUGAUCAUCAUGUACCGUGUGUUGAGGCCACCUGAAGUGUGUGGAGACUGGAUUUUUACACAAAAGUUAUUUUUGUCCAAAAAGAUAACUAUUAUUGUUUGGUUGGGGAUUGGGCUGGGACGGAUCAUAAUCUCGUAUAUCUGUCUUGAACUUAUUGGAUUAUUGAACGUAAAUGUAUUGGAGUAAGGGGGGAGGGGGGAGGGGGGAGGUUAUCAAAUGUAUUGGAGCAAUUGGGGGUUGGUUUAUAACAUUCAGUACCGAGUAGUUAGUAAAUUAUAAAUUAUAUUUGAAAAUAAACGCACGAGAUUGGAUAUUGGAUCAUAAUCAAUUCCCAUAAGUUGGAUAUAUAAUUAUUACCGGUAUAAAACCUACCUUUUAUUCUGACUACUAUGAUCAGAAGACGUUGUGAAAAUGUACAAAUGUUGAUACUGCUGGUAACAAUACCUACUCGGCAGAAUGUGUGGUAUAUGGAUUGCACGGAUUGUUUAAAAGAUAGUUAUAGCGGAUUGAACGCAAAUCAGUUUCAUCCAUAUCGCAUGAUGCCGCUAGGGGUUAAUCAAUGGAUGUAACCGAUUUGCGUUCAUACCGACAUGAAUGUUUUAAAAUCCAUUCAAUACGUAAGGUUACAUUUUGAAUUCAUUAUUAUUGGGUAUCUUGAGUAUAGGUAUACAGUUAUAGUUAUAGUAAUGAAGUUUAUGUAGCGUCAGUUCAUACGACAUUCCUUGAGCAGUCUAGUUUAAUGCCAUCUAAAUGAUUGUGACGAUCUCCAGCUCAUUCUGUGGUAAAGCCAGAUUUUUGACAAAAUCUCGUUUUAUACAAGAAGUUCAUAAAAGAUCACAGUGCGUAAUGGAGAUAAAUUCUAGUUGAUUUGCAGUUAAAUGUUACGAACAAAAUAAUUCAGACACUUGAUUGUUAUCCCUUGUGAAUUCUCGGUCGAACCAGUGACUGGAAAGAUGGUGCUCCUUCAAACAUACAGAAUUAGUUAAGACCAUUAUUGCAAGGUUCUUAGGUUGGAUUUUUGCAGCAAUGGAAGAGGUUAGGGAUGAAAGCGUAUAUAAUGUCCUGUUUAACCUUCGACACCCAUAAUUCUACACACAAGUUAUUUAGUUGUUGCAUUGUACCAAUGUAUCGGUGGAAGGGCGUGUCUGUCGAACUCUCCGAUAUGUCUACCGGUAGUUGCUCUGGUAUGAAAGUACACAUUUAUAAAAUCGCUUUCGAGAAAUAAUAAAAACAUAUAC
Molecule: messenger RNA, 2750 nt
Organism: Mizuhopecten yessoensis (Yesso scallop)
Lineage: Eukaryota; Metazoa; Mollusca; Bivalvia; Pectinida; Pectinidae
Product: protein FAM167A-like
Exons: 5
Coding region: 519-1268 (249 amino acids)
Source: RefSeq, a predicted model, not a curated record